This is a messenger RNA of Dicentrarchus labrax (European seabass), 2899 nucleotides long. It is a transcript of the gene wasf3b, whose product is annotated as WASP family member 3b. Gene Ontology annotation, molecular function: actin binding; Arp2/3 complex binding; protein kinase A regulatory subunit binding. Gene Ontology annotation, cellular component: cytoskeleton; SCAR complex. The record is from RefSeq and is a predicted model, not a curated record. Bases 141 to 1610 code for a protein of 489 amino acids. The transcript has 9 exons. Gene Ontology annotation, biological process: actin cytoskeleton organization; positive regulation of Arp2/3 complex-mediated actin nucleation. Lineage: Eukaryota; Metazoa; Chordata; Actinopteri; Moronidae.
AAAGGCUUUUUCCCCGGAGUGGCCAGACGGGCUGGGGGACACAGGAUGGAAGAGCUAAUAGGAGUAUCUAACGGGACAUGCGGACGGGCUGAUUUCUUCUAAUAUUUCAAGUGCUGUUUGUGUCGGUGUGAGACCUCGCCAUGCCGUUGGUGAAGAGGAACAUCGAGCCUCGUCACCUCUGCCGAGGGGAGCUCCCCGAGGGCAUUGGCAGUGAGCUGGAGUGUGUGAUGAACAACACGCUCUCUGCCAUCAUCCGUCAGCUCAGCAGCCUGAGUAAACAUGCGGAAGACAUAUUUGGCGAGCUGUUUAACGAGGCCAACACCUUUUAUCUGCGUGCCAACUCUCUGCAGGACCGCAUUGACCGGCUGGCCGUCAAGGUCACACAGCUGGACUCCACCGUAGAAGAAGUUUCCCUACAAGACAUCAACAUGAGGAAAGCCUUCAAAAGCUCCACCAUCCAGGACCAGCAGGUGGUGUCCAAGAACAGCGUGCCCAAUCCUGUGCGAGAGAUGUACAAUCUGAGUGACAAGCCUCCGCCACUCAACAUCCUCUCAACUUACAGGGAUGACCACAAGGAAGCACUUAAGUUCUACACCGAUCCCUCCUACUUCUUCGACCUGUGGAAGGAAAAGAUGCUGCAGGACACGGAGGAUAAGAGGAAAGAGAAGAGGAAGCAGAAGGAGCAGAGGCGUUGUGUGGAUGGGACGUUACAGAGAGAGGUGAAGAAGGUCCGAAAGGCGAGGAACCGUCGGCAGGAGUGGAACAUGCUUGCUCUGGAUAAAGAGCUGAGGCCAGACCAUCGACACACCAUACACCGAGACAGAGGAGCUUCCUCUGAGGGCUCAAUGUCACCAGAGAACAGGGGUCCCGGUCCUGAUCAGCACCACUACCCCAACUCCAUGAACCAUGCCGGCCACGCCCACACCUACUCCGGCCCACCGCCCAGCAUCCUGGCUGCUCAGAUGGCUGCAGGGCACGGCCCCCGUGGAGGAGGUGAACAUGACAGUAGAGGCAGGAGUAUGAUGGCCUAUCAGGGUGGGACACUGGGCCGUUCUCACCACCACCAAGUCCCACUGCCUCCUCCACCCACUGAGGCUAUGAACGGUGGCUCAAUGUCCCUUCCACCAAUGGACUACAGUAUGGAUGGCUAUGCCAACACUGGUCCCCCUCCCCCGCCUCCAGCCCCUCUCAUCCCUUCUGCUCAAACUGCCUUUGCCUCACCACCCGGAGGUCCGAUGCCUCCUGGACCAAUGGGCGGCGCUGGUGGCUACGCUCCGCCUCCGCCACCUGUAUCAGGAGCCCAUGCAGCUCCCCCUCCCCCUGGUCCUCCACCUCCUCCCCUUCCAGCUGGUGUCUCCCACUUCACAGUCCACAAGAUGUCCUCCUCUGCCCCCGCUGAGACCACAGUGGUCAAUGAUGCCCGCAGUGAUCUGCUGGCUGCUAUACGUAUGGGCAUCCAGUUGAAGAAGGUGCAGGAGCAGCAGGAGCAGCAGGCUAAGAGGGAGCCGGUUGGAAAUGACGUGGCCACCAUCCUGUCGCGACGCAUCGCUGUGGAAUACUCCGACUCUGAGGACGACUCCGAGUUGGAGGAGAACGAUUGGUCGGAUUAACAUACAUUAAAAAAAACAAAACACUGAAGAUACACACACACACACACACACACACACACACAAACACACAAACACACACACACACACAAUCAGUCGAUCUCACACUCACUUGAAAGAAUGCCCACUGUACCACACGCACGGGUUGUCACACACUUUGUUGCUGAAAAACACACCACACCUACACACAAUCACAUGCUGUAGGUUGAUAUAAGCUGAAUGGUUCAAAACUGGAAAUCUGGGGGUGUAUUCAAGAUGCAUAAACACUGUAAAGACACAAGUAAUAUGCUGUAACUGACCACUAUCUGAAACAUUAACACUCAGUUAAUAUAUAUAUAUAUAUUUCAAAGCAUUGUGAAUACACCCCAGUGGCUGUUUAUCUACCUGUUAUAACACUAUGGACACCCUGUGAAGGUGCAUAUUUCAUGUAUAGUCGCAGGAGAGUGUUAGAAAAGUUAGAAACUUUCCUCUCGAAGCUAACCAAUGUACUUUGUCUUUUUUUAUGUUUUUACUGAAACACUUGCUUAUGCCAUAGACCAUGAGGCAAGUUUUUAACCACCGUAAGUGAAAGAGUAACGGAUGAGCUCAGUGGAAGCUGCAGUCGUUGAUAAUGUAUUCAGGCCGAUGAGAGAGCGAAUGGAGAGAGCCUUUUAAAAAUGCUGUGUUAAAGAUGGAUGAGAGGGCGAUGUGUAAAAAGAAUUAUUGAUCAUAAAUAUGAGAAUUGAUUGAGCCAUCUGCGUCUGCAAUCAAUCACUGCUGUGUGGGAGGGAAGGGGGGGGGGUCACGUAUAUGAUAGUGUGAGCUGUGUAACCUUUGACCCAGAGAAAAAUAAAACAAUGAAUGAAAGAUCAUGGCUGGGCUGCCAUAUCUCUUUGCUGUUCCACUGUCGUCAUAGAGACAACACAUACCUGGCUUUAAGACUUCAGUUUCCAUGGUAACAUUACAGCUAAGAAGAGGGUUGCCAGGGAAACAGGAGGGUGCGAAGAAGGGGGGGGGCACAGAGCCAGGGCAAGAAUGAACAAAUUAGUCAAGGCAGGAGUUUUAUGCACAGCACAUGUUUGUUUUUAAUACAAAAUUAACAAGAUCUCUCAAUUGAGUGAACUAACCAAAGCAAUAAAAAGUACAACUAACACCUUGGAAAAAUAGACACCACGUUCACACAAAUGUUUUUACAAUAUCUCAGUUAAGUUAGUGCAUGUUGAUUAUCGUUUAUACGUUUCAUUUUGCAGAUACUUAAUUUGUUGUGCCAUUUUCAUCCAAAAAAUAAAGUGCAUUUCACAUUGAAAACUAUG